Messenger RNA from Pleuronectes platessa (European plaice), 1477 nucleotides. RefSeq lists its product as uncharacterized. Gene Ontology annotation, cellular component: heterotrimeric G-protein complex. Gene Ontology annotation, molecular function: G-protein beta-subunit binding. Bases 112 to 330 code for a protein of 72 amino acids. The record is from RefSeq and is a predicted model, not a curated record. The transcript has 3 exons. Lineage: Eukaryota; Metazoa; Chordata; Actinopteri; Pleuronectiformes; Pleuronectidae. Gene Ontology annotation, biological process: G protein-coupled receptor signaling pathway.
UUUUAUUUUGAAGGUUCAGACUGGGGUGUGUGUGUUACUGCAGCCAGGGACUGAGGGAAGGAUGCGUGCAGCUGACGGCUGGAUCACUCUCCCUGCUCUCCUGGCUCAGUCAUGUCAAACAACAGCGCCCCUAACAGCAGUUUGGUCCUGGCCCAGAAGGCAGUGAAGCAGCUUCGUCUGGAGGCCAGUGUCAACAGGAUAAAGGUUUCUCAGGCCGCUGCAGAACUGAAGACCUUCUGUUUGCAAAAUGCCCACAAAGACCCUCUCUUGACCGGGGUGCCCUCCAGUGAUAACCCCUUCAGGCCUCCCAAGUCAUGUGUCCUCCUCUGAGGACUGUGAAGAAGUGAAAAAACACUUUAACAGAUGCCUGAUCAUUCUGAUGUGGAUUUCUGUCAUGUGCCCCAUUGCCUCUGAAGAUAAAGAAGUCAAAACUAUACACACACUCACUCGCACAAACACAAAAACACACACAAGUUUUCACUGGGGCAACUAUGGAAUGAUGCUGAAAGCUUCAGUUGAAACAUUUUGUAAUGCUGUAUACCAAAUCUAUUAGGAUUUAUGUGUCUGUACAUUUAUAAAGCAAGCUGAUUUUUCAUGGUUCAAGAAUCUACACUAUGAUAAACAGGCCUUAAGGCCAGUAUGGAAACCUGAUAUACCGUUAUAAGUUGAUGGGUAUCUGCUGAUCUUGUAGCUGGCAGUGUGAACAUGUGGUCUAGUUCAUAAAGGUCAAACAUGCUCUCUCAACUAAUGAGCAAUUUUAUGAUUCACCAUUAAAAGUUACCAUGUUGGCCAUCUGUGACUUGAAGGUCUGUUCAGCAUGAAUGUUGUAUCUUAGUUUUGAGCAGAUACGAACUGUAUUAACUAAACAAAACUUCACUGAGGUAAACUACAAAGAAACCGGGUUAAAUGAAACUUAUCUCUCUGACUUCCUGAUAUAAGUACAUAAAUACUCUUUUAAGUUGUAGGUCAAAGAGCUCUACCAAUCAAACGCUGUACACAGGACACUGGGAAGUAGAAUAAACUGAAACAGACUGACAGUAUAAGUUACCUACUCUUGAUAGAAAACCUAUAGAUUCCUGUUAUAUAACUGUGUAUGCUACUAAACCUGUCACCUGUUGACCCCUCGGUCAGGAUCAGGCACACCAACACAGUCUCUCUAUAGUUGUCAGGAUCCUCAUUGACAUAAUGCAUUCCCUAGCCCCAACUAAAUGUCUAACCCCAACCUAGAUCUAACCCUAAAACCAAGUCUUAACCCUUAAAACAACCCUUUGAAUUUGUGAGGACCAGUCAAAACAUCCUCACAAAGUCAAAAUGUCCUCACAAUGAUGUUGUUUAACCAAAAUUGGCUCUUAUAACUAUAGCUAGACACACACACACACACACACACACACACACACACACACACCCACACCCACACCCACACACACCCACAAACACACACACUCUGUAAACAUGGUGUCCAUUAAAUUAUUACCAC